This is a messenger RNA of Aspergillus pseudotamarii, 1158 nucleotides long. Its product is annotated as alkene reductase. The record is from RefSeq and is a predicted model, not a curated record. The coding region runs from base 1 to 1158 and encodes 385 amino acids. The transcript is spliced from 3 exons. Gene Ontology annotation, molecular function: FMN binding; NADPH dehydrogenase activity. NCBI's taxonomy places the organism in Eukaryota, Fungi, Ascomycota, Eurotiomycetes, Eurotiales, Aspergillaceae.
AUGGGCUCAGUCGAUACACUUGGACCUCUUUUCCAGCCGCUCCGUUUGGGCGCUGUGUCCCUCAGUCAUCGGGUAAUUCAAGCGCCAUGCACUCGGAUGCGAUCGACGAAGGAGUCCGACGGCGUGUUUGUUCCCAACGAGCUUAAUGUCGAAUACUAUGCGCAACGAGCUUCACCGGGAGGUCUCAUGCUGACAGAGGCAACUCCGAUUAGUCGACUCGCGGCUGGAUAUCCAGGUGUCCCCGGCAUUUUCACGUCGUCACAAAUCGCCGGCUGGAAGAACGUCACCGAUGCAGUGCAUGCGAAAGGCGCCUACAUAUAUUGCCAAUUAUGGCAUGUUGGUCGGGCGACAGUGCCAUCUUUCAUCGAGGGAAAGCAAGCCCUGAGUGCCAGUGAUAUCCCGAUUACUGGAAAGGCGUUGGAUGGCAGCGAGUACGGUGCGACGCCCCCGCGACCCAUGAGCGUGGAUGAGAUCCAUGAAACUGUCGAAGAAUAUGCCGCGGCCUCCAAAAAAGCUAUGGAAGCAGGGUUCGACGGGGUUGAGAUUCAUGCCGCGAACGGAUAUCUUCUGGAUCAAUUCUUACACGACAAUGUGAACAUUCGGACAGACGACUACGGGGGUUCUAUCGAGAAGCGGUCCCGUAUCGUCCUUGAGGUGCUGAAGGCAGCCUCCGCGGCCAUCGGGGCGGACCGUGUAGGCAUUCGCCUGUCGCCAUACAACUACUUCCAGGACACUCGAGACUCGAACCCGAGUGUGCACUGGCUUUCGCUAUGCUCCCAAAUCGCUGAACUCCCCGCGGAAUUCCGACCCGCAUAUGUGCAUAUGAUUGAACCUCGCUUUGACGAGGUGCUAGACGAAAAUGCGAAGAUUGAUUCUCUCGCAUCGGUGAGACCGUCCUUGGAUGUGUUCCGGCCAACUCUGAAAAAGGGCGGCAUUACAUUCCUGGCCGCAGGGAACUUCAACCCUCAGAAUGCUGGACCGAAGGUAAUUGACGACGGAGCUGACGCGGUGGUGUUUGGACGGUGGUUCAUCGCCAACCCCGAUCUGCCUCGACGGUUGAGGGAGGGACUGCCAUUGAACCCUUAUGAUCGGUCGACCUUCUAUGGGGCUGACCCGGCGGAGAAGGGAUACACCGAUUAUCCUUUUUAUAGUAAAUAG